AUGGUAAAGACGGGCGGAGCCGGGCUGAGCCGCUCUGGCCGGCUCCGGUCUCGCCCUAAAUGCGACAGAGAUGAAGAAGCUCUGGCGACUUCCCAACGAUGUCCCAACCGACAGCGAUUGUGUGCUAUGGCAGUGGCUGCCACAGCUACGAUGUGGUCCAUUUUGCUCUUCUCUACCUGGCGCGUGCUUACACAGGAGGGGCCAAAGCUGCCCGAUUCGAGUAUAGAAGCGCACUCCGGGGUCAUAGGUAGCCUGCAAAGCAGAGUCAUGACCUUGGAGAACCAGCUGGCGGAAGCCAAAGAGGUCCUAGCGCAAAAGGACCGACAGCUGGCCGCCCUGCAACGAGAUCCAAAGCAAUCUGGUGAAUUUGUGCCUCAGACCCAAGCGCCCAGGCUGCGUGGUGCCACCCUUCCAGCCGUUCCGGCCGUUCCGGCCGUUCCGGCCGUUCCGGCCGUUGCGCCGCUGGAAAGUGUGGCCGUGGUGCCAAGCGUGCCGGCGCCGGUGGCGGCGCAGCAAGCGGAAGGGCCCAAAGGGUGCGAGUUUCAGGAAGACAUGGACUACACCUUCGUUGGAGGCAGAGGCAAAGAGGAAUUGGUGAAGGCCAAGUCCAGCCGAGAAGAGUGCUGCCAGCUUUGUCUUCGUCGGAACCAAGCGGCUCCAGGAAGCUGCACCGUGUCCGUGCUGAGCUCAUCCUUCGACACGCCUCCUUUGGCGUGCUGGAUCAAGGCAGCCCCGCAGAUGGGGGUGCGCAUCAUUGGGGUGAUGAAACCACUGCCGAAGGGGGGAGUGGUCUCGUGCCUUCCAGAGGGUCAUGGCGAUUUACCGACACCUCCACCCAGUGUUCCUCCAUCCGGUGCUAUCGUUGAGCAUGAGAAAAGUCUCUUAUCCUUACAGCAGCUACCAGCGGGCAGUGCGCAGAGUGCCCGGGUGAAUGCCAUCCGCGACUCGAUCCGACACGCCUGGGCUCACUACAAGCACUUUGCCUGGGGAAUGGAUGAGCUGCUUCCCAUCUCCGGAAGGGGUCGCAAUCGGGGCUUCCACUUGGCCACCACCAUGGUGGACUCCUUGGAUACGCUCUGGCUGGCUGGGCUUCGAGAGGAGUUCAACGAAGCCAAGGACUGGUUGGCCGGCAACCUCCCCCAGAAGAUUUCUUCCGUGAGCAAUCCCGUCUCCGUCUUCGAGACCAAUAUCCGGGUGCUGGGAGGCUUGCUGUCUGCCUAUGACUUGUCGAAGGAGCAAACGUUUUUAACCCUGGCCGAACAGCUGGGAAGACGCAUCUUGCUGACGGUCAACCAACGAGGAGUUACGCCCUACACUUUUGGCGGCGGAAGGGGAGGCAGUGGCUGUCCAAGCCUGGCUGAAUCUGGGACGCUCCAGCUCGAAAUGCGAUACCUUUCGCGGGUGACUGGAGAUGAAGUUUUUGCUGCAAAGACCAUGCGGUUUUAUGAGACAGUCCAGGCACAGAAAAACCUCGAGGGAUUGUGGCCGAAUUGCUGGGAGAGAGGCAAGGGCAAGAUCACCCUUGGAGCAGAUGGUGACUCCUUCUACGAAUACUUGCUGAAGGUUUGGCUUCAGGGUGGUGCUCGUGAAGACGAGGGAUUUCUGAAAGACAUGUACAACAACGCCGUGAAAGCCAUGCAGAAGCACAUGGUGAAGAAGGGACCUGAUGGGUUGAGCUACAUGGGCACCUUGAGCUGGGAUUCCGCUUCUGGCUCUGUCGCCUACACACCGGAGAUGGAGCAUCUCAUGUGUUUCGUGCCUGGAUGGUUGGCCUUAGGCGCCCAGUACAGCGAUCAGAGGUCUGAAGUCAUGGAACUCGCGGACGCUCUGGCCUACACUUGCUGGCAGAUGUAUGAGAGGCAACCCACAGGCAUCUCGCCGGAACGGGUCAAGAGCCACGCCAUGGAUCUCAGCAAGACCAACACCCGCGAGUACAUUCUGCGACCAGAGGCUUUGGAAGGCUGGUGGUACAUGUUUGAGAUCACCAAGGACCCCGGUCAGGUUGCGCCAGCUGGUCAGCCUGGGUGCCAACCCUGGAAGCUAAUGGAACCCGUGGAACUCUGGGUGCAGGAUGAAAAGUUCCGUGAAUGGGGCUGGAAGACCUUCUUGGCCUUUGAGAAGCCUCGACCUGCCCUAGCCGUGUUUAAACGUCCAACCGACCUGGCCAUGGGGGAAAAUGGUGUCACCACCUUGGCUGAGUUGCGCGCCCCGGGUGUUCCGGCCAUCGAUGGUUUGGCCGAGAUCCUCUUCCCCACGGGGCUGCCGUCGCACUGCCCGCGGGGCUUUUCCACGGUGAUGACGGACAGUUUCACCCAUCGGACCUAUGUAGGUGUCCAAAUCUCCUACUCCAAAGGUGGAGAGGGAUGUCCCUUGGCCACUUGCGCCUGGUCCCACCUGCCCGAAGUGGCGGCACCGAGAUUCUUGAAGAUGAUGGAAGCGGUUCAGGUGCAUCUUGCGGAGAACGGCGAUGUCAGCAGCUUCGCGCAGCUCUGGAGCUGGUUGGUCAAUGCGGUGCCGGCGCCUCCCCCGGGCACCGCGUUGAUGCUGCAUGGGCUGUCGUCCGACAGGCCCGACAGGCCACUCUGUGUGGUGUCACGACCCCCUCCAGCAGGACUUCCUGCAGUGUAUGUCCCCUUACAACACCUCCUGACGCGCUUAAGCGUCUCUUCGAUCUUGUUGGUCACGCGGCUGGUGUUGCUGGAGCAGAAAGUGCUGUUCGUGGGAUCCUCUGUAGCCAUGUUGACCUCGGCUUGCGAAGCGUUUUCAAGCAUCCUUUUCUUCCCCCUGGCCUGGGUUCAUUGCUACAAUCCCCUGCUGCCCUGCACGGAUUACCUGCAGACGCCACCUCCCUUCCUGUUCGGGGUCCUCAGGGAGAUCAUCUUGAAGGAAACCGGCGAUUCGGACCUGCUGAGUAGUGAGUUGUUAGGUCCAAAAUCCUGCCUGGGCCUAGCGGAGUCACGUGAUUUCAGCAUCGUGGACUUGGACACAGGGGAUGUCUAUCUCCAUGAUGGAGAGGGUGAGCUACCAGCCCUUCCAGAUGCGGCCCAAAGUCGGCUGCGCUUCAGUUUCACCGAGCUUCGCGCGCAACUCGAGGCCCGGCAAGAUGUGUGGCCGGCCGAGCAAGAAGCCACCGAGGUACAGAAGAUUUAUUUGACCUUCAUGGCUGACCUCUUGUGUGAUGUGGCCGGUUCCCUUGGCCCGCCCUGCGAAACGGCCACGGCGGCGUCAGUGCUUAGUUCCUUUCAAGAAGGCCAUUUUCUCUCGAGUGUGUCGGCCAAGGAUAAGCCCUUCUUCGAGUCCUUUGUUCAAAGCCACGCCUUCUUGGCGUAUCUGCAGACCCUGCACCUCUUCGGCUGCGCCGAGAGCCCCUUCGCCGAGGCGUUGCGAAGUCUGGGGCACCGCCGCAGGCGCCCAAGCCGCGGGCCUCCGUUGCCGGAGGCAACGGCGCCGCGGCUGUCGGUGGGAAGCACAGGUGGUGAAUGGAAACAGCAGGGUGCCAUGAUUUUGGGAUGCGACCACCAACAAGAUGAUGGAAGCGAUGGAACGCACGGAAACCAGGAGGCAAUACUGGAGCUGCACCUGAGAUGUCCAGGAGCUGAGUGGCCACCAAGUCAGGAGGGCAAGGUGCUGUUGGCUUCGGCAGUCCAUGAAGUGCCCAAGGAAGGAUCCAAUGGAUCCAAUGGACCCAAUGGAUCUGGUGCAGAGAAUGGAGAUGUUGGACACAGCGGCAUCCUGGUGGCUUUGGAGGCUGCAGCCGAGACCUUCCAAGAUGAUCGAAUUCUUUGGGAGAAGUUGGCUUGUGACCUUUACCAAUCCCCAAAUCUCAAGGGCCUUCUCGAUGUUUCGGAACAUCAUUGGUCACUGGUACUUCUCUAUGCAGUUCUCUGUCGCAAAAUGGGUGCCUCCAUGGAGUUCUUACUGCGGCUUCACCUCACCAUCGACCGUCCCGCGGCCCUGCCGACCCACAGCAUCCUGUCGCUGAUGAAUGGCAUCGAUCCUCACCGCCUCUCAGACAUCUUGGUGGAGGCUGAGAAGAUCCCAGAUCCACACGAGGACACCGGGGAGCGUUCCAACCCCUCGGUGCGUUUCGCGCGUCGCCUGCUGGCCGUGGCGAACCCCGCGGCGCUGGCGUCGGCGGAGGCCGCCAGGGAUCCCCUGGCGGCGCUGGCGUUUCUGUGCCCGGAGGAGGGAUCCAUGGUGGAGGUCGUUGCCCUGGAUCCCCUGGAUGAUUUAGCGCAUGGCCCACCAUGCGUGGAAGCGACGUCACCCAGAGUGGAACUGUUGCCCUUCAAGGGUCCCAAGGAGACCACGGUGCUGAACCACCGUCGCUUCUGCAAUUGGACGGAUCGCAGUGCCGAAGUUCUCUCGGUGCAGCUGGUGAGGGACGUCUACCGCGCCGCUGUGGCGGUGGAGAAAGGCUCCAGUAAAGCCUACAAGCUGCUGGAGAGGUUGAGUGAACCACUGGCCGAGUUGCAGUGCUGUAGUUUGCAGGGCAAAAACCAUGAGGUUCGACUCGCCUUCUGGCUGAAUUGCUUGAACGCCGCCACGCUGCUGGCGGCGCUGGCGCCCAUCCGCCUGGGCCUGGCGGAGCGGCCAGGGGAUGCCGGCACUUGGAGCGAGCUGCUGCAGACGGCGCAGCUGGAAGUGCAGGGGGAACUGCUGAGUCUCAUCGAGAUGGAACAGGUGAUCCGUGCGCAGAAUGAGAUCUCCGUGCAGGAUCCAAUCCUCAAGGAGAUGGACGAGGACUGCCGCGUGGGUCAUCUGCAGUUGAAGCGACCGGUGCCCUUGGCGUCCUUUGCCAUUCAUCGGCCCACCAGGAGUGGCUUCCCACCUCUUCGCAUCUACCAGGCCAAGCAUCUCCAGGCACAACUGGAGCUGAACGCGGUCCACUUCCUCUGCUGCCAGAUGUCGCUGGACUCUUGGCGUCGCAAGGUGUUGCUGCCCGAGUCCCUCAAGUGGCACCUGGCGGAUUUCGGAGGGGAGACGCAGAUGCUGGAGAUGUUGGGUGACAUUUUGAAGCGGGCACCGGAACAGGUGGAUUUGGUGGGUGGUUCUCUACCUGAGAAUCUGAAGGAGCUGUCUUUGGAGCGUCACGACCGGCUGCGGGUGGAGUACCAGGAGGUGCUGUGGCAGUUUCAAGUGCCGGAGACGCCGAAGUGGCUGUGGGUUCCGAAUGGGUAUGCUUCUUUGAAGGAUGUGAGAUCCGCAUCGAAGAACUACUUGGACAGGAUGGAGAGCUUUUUCAUUGCCGAGACGCAGAAAUACCUUCUGCUGUUGCAGGACCCAGAUCACACGAUGCGGUUAGACCGAUACGUCUUCAACACGGAGGCGCAUCCGCUUACGAUGUUGGACUUGAUUCAGAAAUGA
Messenger RNA from Cladocopium goreaui, 5367 nucleotides. The record is from the annotation of a GenBank genome assembly. NCBI's taxonomy places the organism in Eukaryota, Dinophyceae, Suessiales, Symbiodiniaceae.